GCACUCAGUGAGCAAACAUUUUUGUUUUUCAAAUCACGUCAGAGAAAACUGCAAUAAAAUAAACUAUGUAUGAAGACUGUAUGCAAGCCUGGGUGCCACUUGUAGUGAUCUGCUGCGCCUUCACGCUAUCUCUGAUCUGUAAUAUUGUACAGUGUGCCUUAAAACACAAAAUAGGGAAAGACGUGAAAUGCCAUCGUCAACGUAUCAUAAGUUGUAGGUAUGAAGACCAAUAUAUUGCAAACAACCCAAUAUAUGGCAACCUGAAUCAACCAUUUCAUGAGCGUAUUAAUGAAAGUUGCUACGAAGAGAUGUCUAACCCUCACAAGAGAAAGAGAGAGGAAAUCAUGAUGAACACUGAAGAGACGAUGUGCUAUGCAGCACUCAACCUCAGUCCUAAAAUACUUAAGAAAAAUCGAAAAAAGAAGGCAAUGCACAUACAUUCUCUAAACUGUGGUGAAGACAAACCACCCUUAAAUAUGGGCAACAAUUUAUCUAAUUCCUGUAUAUACCUGAACAGUGAUCAGCUUACGGCUGAAAGUAAAAUAGAAGAGGAUUUGAUCCAAGAUGACCCCCUUAUUCUUUAUGGUGUGAUGCAGAAAAUCAGAAACAACACAGGUUUGAGGGGCCAAAGACUUACAGACUUAGAUGUCAUUUAG
Molecule: messenger RNA, 656 nt
Organism: Spea bombifrons (plains spadefoot toad)
Lineage: Eukaryota; Metazoa; Chordata; Amphibia; Anura; Pelobatidae
Product: T-cell receptor-associated transmembrane adapter 1-like
Exons: 6
Coding region: 66-656 (196 amino acids)
Biological process (GO): negative regulation of receptor recycling; positive regulation of T cell receptor signaling pathway
Cellular component (GO): T cell receptor complex
Source: RefSeq, a predicted model, not a curated record